AUGGCAAGCUCGAGACCAUCAAAGCGUAGCUCUUUGCUCCAGCAGCUUCGUUCCCUCUUUAACCAGGCCAACAGGAAACAGAGUGUCAAGACAACGCCAACACCAGCCACGGCAGCUCCAAGCCCAGUCGUAACCACUCCUGUCAUGGCAACAGAAGACAAGCCACUCGAAAUCGCCAUUCUGGGCGCUGGCAUCGGUGGCCUGGGUCUCGCCAUUGGCCUGAUCAAGCGAGGCGUGCCUGUCACAAUCUACGAGGCAGCAACUCAGUUUUCCUCCAUUGGAGCUGGCAUUGGCUUCGGCCCCAACUCUUUGAAUGCCAUCGAUCUCAUCGACACACGUUUCCGCCAGGAGUAUGAGCGUGCCAAGACUGCCAAUGAGAAGCCAGAAUUUGAGCAUUGCGUCUUUGACGCGAUGUACGCCGAGGAAGGGUUUGGCGAGAAGAGAGGUUGGAAGCAAGGGUUCAUUGGUGCCGACUAUUUCACAAGAAGUAGUGCACACCGGAAAGACCUGCUUGACAUUAUGACCAGCUUCAUCCCCGAGGGCACAGUCAAAUUCAACAAACGUGCCAAGUCUGUGACCGAGACGAGCGACAAGGUUGUCGUUGUCUUCGAAGACGGCGAGACUAUCUCGGUUGAUACUCUGAUUGGUGGCGACGGUGUCAAGGGCAUCACUCGGCAACUCGUGAUUGGCGAUAUCGCACCCGAGCUUGUUGCCCCGACAUACAGCAACAUGUAUAUCUACAGAGGCAUUAUCCCGAUGGAAGAGUGCAAGGAGAUCCUGGGCUACCAUGCUGGCGACGCAAAAUGGUUCAUGGCCUACCGGAAGGGCGUGGCCAUCUACCCCAUCUCGAAGGGAAAGGAGGAGAACUUUGUCUUCUUCGUCUGUGACGACAAGCCAUGGACACAAGGCGACAGUCCCGUUCCUUGCACCAAGGAGGAGAUGAUCCAGGACCUGGAAGGCUUUGACCCCAGACUCUUACAACUCCUCGACUACGCAAAGCCUCUCAAAUGGCCGACUUUCCAUCACCCCAACACACCAACUUAUUACAAAAGCCGCGUUGCCAUAAUAGGCGACUGCGCACACGCAUCCAGCCCGCACCAAGCUGCUGGCGCCGGUCAGGGAUUGGAAGAUGCUGUCGUCCUGUCCCAUCUGCUCGCCCUUGUCAGAAAGCCAGAACAGCUGGACGCGGCAUUCAGGGUUUACGACUCGAUUCGGCGACCUCGCGCCCAGAAGGUGGUCAACACGAGCUACGAGGCCGGCACCAUCUACACAUGGCAGCACCCCGAAAUUGGCGGCGACAUGGCCAAAAUCGUGGCCAACGCAAAUGAGCGGCUGCACUGGAUUUGGCAGCAUGACAUCAAAGGUGACAUGCAAAAGGCCGAAGAGGAGUUCCUUGCAGCGACUGGUGGCGACAGCACAAGUGCAGCUGUGCCAAUGCUCCCCGGGAAGCAGAUGUCGCCCGCUGCUGAGACGAGAGAGGUCGGCAUAGCUGCCUGA
Microdochium trichocladiopsis is the source of this 1497-nucleotide messenger RNA. RefSeq lists its product as uncharacterized. Lineage: Eukaryota; Fungi; Ascomycota; Sordariomycetes; Xylariales; Microdochiaceae. The record is from RefSeq and is a predicted model, not a curated record. Gene Ontology annotation, molecular function: FAD binding. The transcript has 2 exons. Bases 1 to 1497 code for a protein of 498 amino acids. Gene Ontology annotation, biological process: secondary metabolite biosynthetic process.